This is a messenger RNA of Alosa sapidissima (American shad), 4891 nucleotides long. It is a transcript of the gene naa25, whose product is annotated as N-alpha-acetyltransferase 25, NatB auxiliary subunit. Bases 65 to 2986 code for a protein of 973 amino acids. Gene Ontology annotation, molecular function: protein-N-terminal amino-acid acetyltransferase activity; protein binding. The record is from RefSeq and is a predicted model, not a curated record. The transcript is spliced from 24 exons. NCBI's taxonomy places the organism in Eukaryota, Metazoa, Chordata, Actinopteri, Clupeiformes, Clupeidae. Gene Ontology annotation, cellular component: NatB complex; cytoplasm. Gene Ontology annotation, biological process: N-terminal peptidyl-methionine acetylation.
AUAUUUUUCUUUCCGGAAUGUUUCUAUUGCGCACGCGCAAGACUUAAUCCUGGUAACCUCCAACAUGGCGGCGAGGGGCCAUGUGCAAGACCCUAACGACCGGAGACUUAGACCAAUAUACGAUUAUCUUGACAAUGGCAAUAACAAGAUGGCCAUUCAGCAGGCUGACAAACUGCUUAAGAAGCACAAGGACUUGCACUGUGCCAAGGUCCUGAAGGCGAUUGGCCUACAGCGAACAGGCCGACAGGAGGAGGCGUUCUCAUUGGCUCAAGAGGUCGCCGUCCUGGAGCCCACCGACGACAACUCACUACAGGCCCUCACCAUACUCUACAGAGAGAUGCACCGACCUGAGCUUGUCACUAAGCUGUAUGAAGCCGCGGUGCGUAAAGUUCCCAGCAGUGAGGAGUACCACUCCCAUCUCUUCAUGGCGUACGCUCGCGUGGGGGAGUACAAGAAGAUGCAGCAGGCAGGAAUGGCUCUUUACAAGAUCGUGCCCAAGAAUCCCUACUAUUUCUGGUCUGUGAUGAGCCUGCUAAUGCAGGCCAUCUCGGCCCAGGAUGAGAAGCUAGCCCAGACCAUGUUUCUGCCUCUGGCAGAGCGAAUGGUGGAGAAGAUGGUGAAGGAGGAGAAGAUCGAAGCCGAGGCAGAGGUCCAGCUGUACUUCAUGAUUCUGGAGCGCCUUGGGAAAUGUGUGGAGGCGUUGGAGGUGCUGCGAGGACCACUAGGAGAUAAGCUGACCAGUGAACUGCAGUGUAGGGAGAAUAAGUGUAUGCUGCUAUACCGACGUCUGGAGCGAUGGCCCGAGUGCAACGCCCUGUCCCACAAACUGCUGCAGAAGAAUCCUGAUGAUUGGCAGUUCUAUCUGUUGUACUUCGACUCCCUCUUCCACCUAAUAGACCAGAGCUGGACCCCCCCAUCUGAAGGAGAGCACUGUGCUGAGGGUGAAGUGCACAACGCUGUGGCUCAGGCUGUGAGUUUUGUGGAGGAGUGUGUGUGUGGGGAGGACGGCAAAGAGCAGCGUCCACUGAGGGGUCCUUACCUGUCCCGUCUGGAGCUCAUCCGACGCCUCCGAGAGAGAGGACUACCAGAGGCCUCACAGCUAGGGGACCCUCUGGAGCUCAUGGUGCAGUACUUUGGGAAGUUUGGAGAUAAACCAUGCUGCAUCACUGACCUGAAAAUCUUCCUGGACCUGCUGCAACCAGACCAACAUGUGCAGUUUACUAAUCGUCUGAUGGAGGCGGUGCCUCUGGGCUCAGGUGAGGGGGGCGGGGCUGCUGCAGGGUUCCCAGGUGACACGCGCGCUCUACAGCGCCACCUAUGUGUGACGCAGCUGAGCCGCACUCUUGGCCUGCACCACGCGCUCGACACAAACGGCAAGCUGCAGCUCAUCACGCAACUCAAAGCCCACUACCAGCACGGCCUUCAGUUUGGGAAGUCAUGUUUGAAGACGGAGCUGCAGUUCUCAGAUAUGUACUGCCUCAUGGCUGCACACGUCUACAUAGACCUGUGGAUGGAGACAGGGGACGAGACGAUGCUGUGGCAGAGUGUGUGUGUCCUGGAGGAGGGCUUGACCAACAGUCCUUCCAAUGCCCAGUUCAAGCUGCUUCUCCUGCUGCUCUUCUGCCGCAUUGGAGCCUUUGAACCCGUGGUGGACCUCUACACCAGCCUGGACGCCAAGCACGUCCAGCAUGACACGAUAGGGUACAUCCUCACGCGCUAUGCAGAGGCUCUGGGCCAGUUUGCUGCCGCCUCCCAGUCCUGCAACUUCUCCCUCAGGUUUUUCCACUCCAACCAGAAAGAUACCUCAGAGUACAUCAUCCAGGCGUACAAGUACGGAGCGUUUGAGAAGAUUCCAGAGUUUAUUGCGUUCCGGACGCGGCUGAAUCACUCGCUGCACUUCGCUCAGGUGCGCACGGAGCGCAUGCUGCUGGACCUCUUCCUGGAGGCAGACAUCUCCUCGUCUUUAGAGGACAGUGUGAAGGCCAUGGCUCUGACUCCGGAGGACGAUGACAUCCCCUGGGACUGCAUGAGGGACAACAGGGACCUGACGGUGCUCACAAGCUGGGAUCCACCUGACCGGCAGCUGACGGAGGCACAUAGGAAGCAGUCUGUCGAGGAGGAAAUGGUGUGGCUAAAGGUGCGCUCUCUAACGCUGCGUUUGAUUGGCUGCCUGGCACUGUUGAGCCCAACCCAUCCCCCACAGAACUCUGAGAAGACCAGUGAGAAUGGAGUAGCCUCCAAACCCGCCACCUUGCACAAGCUUCUCCCUCAGCUGGAGACCGCCCUUCAAGAAGCAGCGGACUUCUCUCAAAUGCACACGAAGGUGUACCCGGUGUUUGGUCCCCCCUCUACGCGGUUGAGUGUGGCUCUGCAGACUGGCAGCUGCUCCUGUCAGCUCUCAGCCCUGAGACUUGUGCCCAGAGUCCUGCACAUGGACAGUGCUGGCUUAGACGAGUCAGCAGAGUCCCAGUCUGAGAUGGCCAGCAGCUUCAAAGCCCUACUGCAGCAGUUGCAGGAUAUCUUGUCCAAAUGUAAAGGGGACCUGGUCGUGAUGAGUGGCGGUCAGUGCAGUACUCACCCCAGCCUCAUGGAGGCGCUGGUGCUCUUUGUAGAGACGGUGUGUGUGGUGUUGUGGGUGGUGACGGUGUGUGUGGGAGUUUUGCGACCCUUGAAGGUUAGUGCCCAAAAGAAGAAGAAAAAGAAAAAGGACAGCAGCACUUCUACGCCGGUUGUGGUAUGUAGUUUUCUGGAGCUGGUUGAAGGCAUACAGACGGUGAUGUCACAAGCGCUAGACCACCUUAAGGAGCAGGAGACUCUAAUCACCGCCCUCAAGCUCCAAGGCCUGUCGUUGGACAAUGCACAGGAGGAUGCCGCCAGUAUGAAUGCUGUGUUUGGCAAGGUCCAGAGCAGCUACCUGCGUUCGCUGUCGGAGCUCAGUGAGCUGCUGAAGAAGAGGAUGGACACUCUGAAGGCUCUGAAGAUCUGAGCGCGCUCUACACAAUGCCCUGCAGCCCCCCCCCCACCCCCUCCAAAACACACAGCACUGUGUCUAGCCCAAACCCUAACCCCCCCAACCCCCCUCUCCCAGACCUUCAAUACGGACCUGCGUACAUCUAACUGUAACCAUUAGGCCAGCAUAUGCCCCUGUCCCUCACGUUUACGCCGGCUAUACGGUCACUCAUACAUGCUCGCUUACACACACACACACACACACACACACACACACACACACACACACACACACACACACACACACACACGUAGUCGCAGACAUGGUGGGAGUACCUCUGGCUCCCUCAUUUGGUGUGACGCAGACAGACUGAAGGAACAGUCAUUAUAUGAAAUCUAAUAGAUUAUUGAGUAUGCUUAGAGCUAUGCUGUAAAACUGUCCACAGAAGAAAAAUGAAAUACGUUUUUAAUGAUAAGUUGAUGAAUGUCCACCUGUGUUGACCUGAACACUGACAGCCCAACCACCCCCCCCCCCCCCCCCCCACUCAAGGCAGGCAGCCACCACCCCACCCUCCUCCACGUCGUCUGCAUAGCCCUUACGCUAGACACCCAGAGCCAUACGUCUGGAGGUCGGCUGAAGGUUGUCUGGCCACCUGCACUGGUCUUUGGCUCGACUCUUCUGUGCAACUCUGCUGCAGCUCAGUGGCGCCCCCUACAGGCAAAGACAAGAGCCGCAAGGAACAUGGAGACAGAGUUUUGUGACAGAGAUUUGGCUGUUGGUGCUUGUGACCACUUACACGAGCAGCACAAGACACACACACACACACACACACACACACACACACACACACGCGCAAAUUAACACAUAGUCAUACACACAUUCAUGUUUGUGUAAGCAUUAGGACAGAAUGUAGUGGAUGUGGUAUGAGUAAGGCGUGUGGGGGCCACAGCUUGUGAGCUAUAGUUCCAGUGUGGCCAGAGAUUGCCAUUUUCCUUUCUAACCUCACCAUCGCCUGAGGACUCUGAACUUCACCAAUGCUUCCUUACAUUCAGCAGAAUGAGACUUGAGCCCCUUCAGAACGCCAAUAGCAGUCUGUCCAGCAGCCUCCCCUCACACUCCUCAGUGGCCCCGUCCAGUUCUGGGACUGGAAUACCUGAGACAGCAGAGGUUGGCACACUGCAGAUGCAUUAUGGGUAAAGGUGUGUGUGUGUGUGUGUGUGUGAGUGUGUGAGAGAGAUUUGAGGGGGGUGGGGGCUGGAGCUGUCUGUCCGCGGGCUGAAACCAAGCUCGCUGAAGGAGACAUCAUGCUCAACCUCACCCCCCACCCCACCCCAUCAAGACAAAAAAACACCUCAAUGCAUUUCUCCACCCAGAAUCACCACUCUUUCUCUCCAUGUCAAUGUAUACCAAAAAAGGCUUCUGAUGCUUGCCAACAUGAUAGGAACUCUCUGUAACAAGGCUUGCAGUCCACCAGCAGGGGGCGUCUGUGCGCAGGCUCCCAGAGACCCACCAGGUGUGUGUUAGCCACAUAGCGUGUUAGCGCCAUCUGGCACGUGGGUUGCAGCUGCCUAGAGACUCUUCAGUGGGAGCUACUUAGCUCUGUAGCGCUAGCGUCCUCUUGUCUUUCAGCAGAAGGGAUGAAGGGGAGAGUCUCUGGACUCGUGUGGACAGUCGAGUCGUGUUAAUCCUCCAGUCAGAACUUGUUUGGGCUUUCGGGGGGGUCCGGUUGCAAGCUGAAACCAGGACACAUGUGACGGUGGACUGAAGCAGCAACGGCAACAGCAGCUUUCAGAUGACUGAAAGAGAUGCUUAAAUGGUCGACAAUCUGUUCAUCUCAUUGCUUACUCGUUUCCGUUGUGAUAGACAAAAAAUGGACGAAGAAAACAAAAAAACACUGGAAUGCCACGAGGAGUUUUUUUUUUUUGUUUUGUUUUUGUUUUU